AUGUUGCAACCACAGACCGACGAAAAGAUGUUAAACGACUCUGAUCAUUCCAAUGUAUCCACGAUCAAGGAGAAAUCUCCACCCUCCCCAACACAUUCUACAUCUUCAUCUGUAAUGAGUAGCACUUCAUCUAUUGUUUCCGAAGAAAUGUACAGUGCCGGAACGAGCCAACUGGAUAAAUUAAAUCCAUUCCGAGCUAGUCUUUCGAGUCAUGAUGGCCAUUCCGAAUUACCACCUACAUUGUAUUACAUUCCAAAUUUUAUUACUGAAGAAAAGGAACAAACGAUAUUGAACAACAUUUAUGCAGCCAAUUCUCAACAAUGGACACGAUUGAGAAAUAGAAGAUUACAAAUGAUAGGAGGCAAACCAAACGAUAAGGUUAUGUUUGAAGAAGGAUUACCAAAAUGGCUUACAGGUCAAUUUUUAGGUAUAAAUGAUUUGCAUACCUAUCCUGGAAAUAAGACAAUCAAUCACGUCUUAAUCAAUGAAUAUGAAGUUGGUCAAGGAAUUGAUUAUCACAAAGAUGGACCAGUUUAUUUUCCAAUGGUUUUUAUUAUAAGCUUGGAGUCUACAGUCAUGCUGAAUUUUAAACUUUGUGAACGUGAUGAAGAUUAUGUCGAUCAAUGUCCUUAUGUGAAGCAAUUCUCUGUGAUUGCAGAACCUAGGUCCCUCUUAAUAUUUACUGAUGACAUUUACCAUUAUUAUAUGCAUGGAAUCGAUGAAUGUGACUCUUAUGAAAUUACAGAUGACAUGUUAAUUGCAAAUGCUGAGCUACUCGCAAACAAAGAGUUAGCAAAAGUUGGAACCAAAAUCGAGAGAAGUAAGAGACUAAGUUUAACCUGUAGAUGUGUAAGAAAGACAAUGAAAAAGAAAUUGUUUUUCAAGUAA
Messenger RNA from Naegleria lovaniensis, 888 nucleotides. RefSeq lists its product as uncharacterized. The record is from RefSeq and is a predicted model, not a curated record. Lineage: Eukaryota; Heterolobosea; Eutetramitea; Acrasida; Naegleriidae. The transcript has 2 exons. The coding region runs from base 1 to 888 and encodes 295 amino acids.